CCUAUCUCCCAAGCAAUGGCCACGAAACUGCGCCAGAGCCUCUUUGGAAACACAGUCCAGGUUUUCAGCUGUGACUGGACAAAGGCCUAUUUCAGGUUUCAUGAUCCUUUUUCUGACCUGGCUUUCGCUUUGGAAGUGGGAAAGGGAGGUGCCCGUAGCAUUCAGAUGGCCAUACAAGGAUCCAUCAUUAGGUACUUGUUGUUUACAAGGAAGGGAAAAGACAGUAACUUGCUCAGUUUGUGUGCAAUAAGCAAGCAGGAACAGGAGCACGCCCUGGCUGCCGCGCUCGCCGGUGUCCUGUGGGCGGCAGGAGCAGCUCAGAAAGCCACCGUCUGCCUUGUCACUGAGGAGACUUAUGUCGCCCUGACUCCUGACUACUCUGGGGAUGGCUUCACUGAACGGCUCCAGCUGUUUGAACUUGUAGAGAAAGAAGCCACUGAGAAAUUCAUCUAUGAUCAUUUACAAUGUUUCAAAGGGGAAGGAAGCCAUGGUGUCAUCUUGUUUCUUUACAGCCUGAUCUUCUCCAGAACAUUUGAAAGGCUUCAGAAGGACCUAGACGUCUCCACCAGUCAGCUGCUACAACCAAAUGCGGGAGGCUUCCUGUGCGGGCAGGCAACUUUGAACAUGAUUUUAACUGGAAGAGCAAGUCCACACGUCUUUAACGGCUGUCAGAAAGGAGAGUCUCAGGAAAUGUUACACGGCGUCCUGACCCGCAGUGACACCGGCUAUCUGCAGUGGGGUAAGGACACCUCAGAGGAUGACAGACUUUCACAGGUAGGCAGCAGGCUGAAGACUCCCAGGUUACCUAUUUGGCUGUGUAACACCAACGGAAAUUACAGCAUCCUUUUUAGCACAAACAGGCAGCUCUUAUCAGACUGGAAGAUGGAGCGUCUCUUUGAUUUGUACUUUUACAGUGGCCAGCCCUCGCAGAACAAGCCUGUGCAUCUUACAAUAGAUACUCACUCCCAUCACUGGGAAAGGGUCCAACAUGAAGAUGAACACAGACCAGGAAGAAGGUUUUCUCCAGUGGAGAUGGUCAUCAGAACCAAGUGGAGAGAGGCCACCAUCAACUGGAAUGGAAGUGUGCCCUUUUUCUAA
Molecule: messenger RNA, 1098 nt
Organism: Camelus dromedarius (Arabian camel)
Lineage: Eukaryota; Metazoa; Chordata; Mammalia; Artiodactyla; Camelidae
Gene: MINDY4B
Product: MINDY family member 4B
Exons: 10
Coding region: 16-1098 (360 amino acids)
Biological process (GO): protein K48-linked deubiquitination
Molecular function (GO): cysteine-type deubiquitinase activity; K48-linked deubiquitinase activity
Source: RefSeq, a predicted model, not a curated record